CAGCUGCCAGACCCCUGGCCGGGAGAGGCUGAGAGGACUGGCCACCAUGCACAGCUCCUGUGAUCUGCUGCUGCUGCUGCUGCUGGCGGCCACCGUGGGCCCUGCUGGCGCCCUCACUGAAGAUGAGAAACGUGCAAUGGUGGAGCUGCACAACCUCUACCGGUCCCAGGCAUCCCCACCUGCGGCUGAUAUGCUGCAAAUGAGGUGGAACGAGGAGCUGGCCGCCUUCGCCAAGGCCUACGCGAAGCAGUGCGUGUGGGGCCACAACAAGGAGCGCGGGAGGCGCGGCGAAAACCUGUUCGCCAUCACGGGCCACGGCUUGGACGUGCCGCUGGCCAUGGAGGAGUGGCACCACGAGCGCGAGCACUACAACCUCAGCGCCGCCACCUGCGACCAGGGCCAGAUGUGCGGCCACUACACGCAGGUGGUCUGGGCCAAGACAGAGAGGAUUGGCUGUGGCUCCCAUUUCUGUGAGAAGCUCCAGGGUGUCGAGGAGACCAACAUCCAUUUGCUGGUUUGCAACUAUGAGCCCCCGGGGAACGUGAAGGGAAAGAAACCCUACGAGGAAGGCACUUCGUGUUCCCUCUGUCCAUCUGGCUACCGCUGCGAGAGCUCCCUCUGCGAACCCAUCGCGGGCGGGGAAGAGGCUCAGGAUUUGCCUGGCCUGGUAACCGAGGCCCCAUCCUCCCUGGCAACUGAAGCUUCAGGCUCUGGCAAAAGGGGUAUCCCUUCUUCCCUGGCAACAGAAACUCCAGCCUCCUUGGUAACAGAGGCCUCCGGCUCCCUGGAAACCAAGGCUCUACCUGCUGUAGAAACCAAGGCCCCAUCUUCCGUAGCAACGGAGGAGCCCCCCUCCACCGCAAGGGAGGCUCCACCUUCCUUAACAACUGAGACCCCUUCCUUGUUGGUGUCUCACAGCCUGUUCUCCUUGGAUGAGGGGCCAGCUACCUCCCCCAAAUCAACCCAUGAGCCCAUCUCCAAAUUGGCAGACAAAGAGGCCAGCAGGACAAGAAUGCCUUCCAAGAGCCCAGAGAGUUCUCCACACCCCAAGAUGUUCUUGACAGGGACACGGGAGCCACUACCCCAGUCCCAGAAGGUGGGCAAGGCUGAGGCAAAGUUAUCUCCUUCCAGUGAGGUCUUGGCUUCAGUUUUUCCAGGCCAGGACAAGACAGGUGAGCUGCUGGCCACAUGGGACCACAUGGGGCACACCUCCUCCAAGUCCCUGUCCAACUCCCCCAAUACCUCUGCCAGCGCUAAAGCCACACGUACCCUGGCCCUGCAGUCAUCGCUGCCAGGUGCAGAGGGCCCUGAAAAACCUAGCGUCAAGUCAGGGCUGAACCCGGGCCCUGGUCAUAUCUGGGGCCCCCUUCUGGGACUGCUGCUACUGCUUCCCCUCGUGCUGGCUGGAAUCUUCUGAAGGGGUCACCACUCAAAGGCAAGGCCUGUGGGGAGACCCUGGCCUUAUGCCCACGCUGCAUUGUCUUUCUCCAAGUAAGAGGCCACAGUUUCCUGGGCAGGUCCUGCUCUGUGGCCCAGUAGCCCCCCUUGACCUCAGCUUCUGGCCGGACUCCAGGCCAGUGACCUGUGCCCCAGGAGGCCUCUAUAAGCCCGACUCCUGGCACUGGCUCAGGAGUGCCUCUGUCCCUAUGGAGGUCCACCCCUCAGCUAGCUGCAGAUUGUUCUGAGCAGUGAUCCUGUGGCUGCUUGUGCUCAUCCUCCAGUGUCCUGGUGGCCAUGGUUCUGCUCUUCCAGGAACAGAUCUCAGCGCUUCCCAGAAACCCCUUGACGCCUCCUAGGCCCUGGCUUCUUCCUUUAGCCAUCUGAGUCUGGGGCUAUUCCCAGGAAUACCUCCUGCCUUCCCAGGCUGAAGAGGUCAGCAGUCCUCCUGCCAUCUCCCCCACACUGCCCCUCACCCCACAAACAAGAUGCUUCUUGGCUGAAGGUGCUCUGAAAGGGAAAGGCUGCAGGGCACCUGCCUCAUCCUCAAACACCUUGGGGGCAUGAGGCCUGGCUGGCUAUAGCUCAGGGUGCCACCCUGCACGCCUCCUGCCCCUCCUGUCUUAAUCUUAGGGGGUAGGUGGAGAUUCAGGGGAGAUCCCUGCCUACCUGGAUGGACUGCCACUGCAGGUAGGGGGCUCUCCCUGAGUGCCCCCUCCCCCUACUUGCAGAUGUAGCUGGGGAGGUGGAGUUGUGAAGGGCAGAUGAAGGACAAGCUCAUCUGAAUGGGGUUCCAUGAGUCCAUAGGCAGGGACCAGGGAAGGGAAGCCCCACCCACACCCCCGGACUCCUGAAUAAAAGCCUGUGUAAGAGUA
Molecule: messenger RNA, 2312 nt
Organism: Nyctereutes procyonoides (raccoon dog)
Lineage: Eukaryota; Metazoa; Chordata; Mammalia; Carnivora; Canidae
Gene: PI16
Product: peptidase inhibitor 16
Exons: 6
Coding region: 47-1417 (456 amino acids)
Cellular component (GO): extracellular region
Source: RefSeq, a predicted model, not a curated record